Molecule: messenger RNA, 1054 nt
Organism: Microtus oregoni (creeping vole)
Lineage: Eukaryota; Metazoa; Chordata; Mammalia; Rodentia; Cricetidae
Exons: 3
Coding region: 1-942 (313 amino acids)
Source: RefSeq, a predicted model, not a curated record
AUGACCUUCAUCAUUUUGCACCAUGGGAAAUUCAGUGGUUUCUCAGUGGAGAAAUGGCCUUUGCUGUUGGCCAGAUAUUUGAGUUCUUUGACCGGGAAGAAGGAUGGAUUGGCUUGGGCAAAAGCAUCCAAAGACCCUAGGAUUGCAGAAGGUCAACAGUCUCCACUGGAGAAGAGGCUCCUGAGUCUUGGUGGUGUGCACACUACAGCAGCGAGACACUUGGUGACCCGGAAAUGCCGAGAGGAGAGCAGAGCGCUCUGCAGGGAGCAAGCUCGUUCUCUUGACUACUGGCUGGCCAAAGCCGAGUCUUACUAUAAUAAAAGAACAGUGGAGAUGAUGAAAAAAGAAGACACCGGCGGGGAGACAAGGACGAAAGUGGAAGAGGAAACACCACCAAGCACAGAGGGACGCAAACUGCAUUAUUUUGUGCCCGAGAGAGAGAAGAAACAGAUAGAAAGGCACAUUCUCAGAGCAGGCCAGGCCAGAGAAUUUAAGAACAAAGCCCGGAGGCAGACCCGACUCCUCAGUGAAACCAUACUCCCCAAGAUUGUGCCAGAAAAGCAGAGCAUCCCGAAAGCACAGAGAAGAAGGCAGGUGAACGAGAGAGAGCUGCACCAAAUUAAAGAUCAUCAAGAACGCAUGAUUCGAGGGCGGGAACUUCUCGAGCAAAGACUCAAAGAAAGAAUCUUGAGAAAAAGCCAGAGCGAGAUUCCACUACCUGAGAGGCGCGGUCGAGGGAAGAAAGAGAUAAAGGAGUUUGAAAGGGUUGUUGCGUACCCACUUUUCCAGCCGUCCAGUACAAGUCGGAUUAAAGUGGAUAUUCUUAUGGAAAAAUCUCAGGACGAAGAGGAAGUGAGCACAAUUAUAAAACCGUAUGGAAGGAGAUUCCUGGCUGUGCCACCCUUUUUGAGAACUCAAAUAGGAAAAUUAAAGGAUCAGUAAAAUUUCAGAGCUUUGGUGAUGUAACUGUUUCUUUUUUGCUUUUUUCCCAGACAGGGUUUCUCUGGCUGUCCUGGAACUCACUCUGUAGAUCCUACUGACCUUGAACUCAAGA